Messenger RNA from Radiomyces spectabilis, 1106 nucleotides. RefSeq names its product ceramidase. The transcript has 6 exons. Bases 90 to 743 code for a protein of 217 amino acids. The record is from RefSeq and is a predicted model, not a curated record. Gene Ontology annotation, biological process: ceramide catabolic process; ceramide biosynthetic process. NCBI's taxonomy places the organism in Eukaryota, Fungi, Mucoromycota, Mucoromycetes, Mucorales, Radiomycetaceae. Gene Ontology annotation, cellular component: endoplasmic reticulum membrane.
CGGUCAUCAAGGUAGUAGAAACAGGACAUGAUUAAGAAAUAACCAAAUGGCGCUCGCUUCUCGUCCCCCUUGUUAUUUAGAGUUUAGCCAUGAUUGUCCUAGGGCUUUUGGGUGUGGGGUUCCAUCAUCGAUCGGUCGGUUGGCGGAUAUCGGGUGCUUACCUCCUCAUCAUUGUCGUCGGUAUUGGCAGUGUUUUGUUUCAUGCGACAUUACAGUUUGAGCAUCAAAUGUGGGAUGAGGUUCCGAUGGUUUGGACCGCAUGCUACCUGCUGUGGAUUCUGUUAAAAGAACACGGAUAUGAACGCCACCUGUAUGGUAUCUGCAUUGCAUGCUACUGUGGAUUGGCGACCUACGUGACCAGUCAAUCCAAGGGCACCACUCAAUUCUAUAUGUUCCAAACGUCUUUCGGAGUUGUCAUGUGGAGUUGUUUCUGGUUUGUGUGGAAAUCCUAUCGGCAAGUGCAAAAAAGCGAAGUCCGCCGACUUUUCCAUACCGGCACGUAUUAUCUCAUUGCAGCCAUUGGGGUUUGGCUCUUUGAUUCCAACCUAUGUUUCAUUUAUGACUAUGGUGUACCGAACUUUCAGCUUCAUGCCUGGUGGCAUGUCCUGAUGUCGAUUAGUCUUCAUUAUUUUUUUGUUGCAUGUGGACACGAGACCAAGCAAGCCCGAAGUGAAUGCCGUCGAAUCGGUUAUUUUAUGAACAUUAUCCCUUACGUUGAAUCGGUGGAAGCCAAGAAGUCAUAAUGCCAUUUUUUAAGGUUUUAUAGUUUAAAGCGUGAGACCCAACGGAUCGGAUAUCAUGAUCCAUUUUCAAUUUUAAACUAUUGUUUGUAUAUCGUACAGAAAAAAAAAAAACUAUUCCCUUUGGAGAUCCACAUCGACCUUUUUUUUGGGGGGAUGGGGAAACAAGAAAAAUUUAGAAAGUAUGAAGCUGGUCAUGGAUGAUUUGUUUUGAUAAACAAACUGAAAAAACAGGAAGAAGGAAAAAAAGGUCCAAAAAGCAUGUGGGAAGAAAAAGCCUAUUUUUUGGUAAUGUUGUUCAAUGUUCAUUGUUGUUUGUUGGUGAGAAAAAAAAAGUAUAAUAUUUGAAAAGAUGGGAAAUAAAAA